Messenger RNA from Acinonyx jubatus (cheetah), 1078 nucleotides. RefSeq names its product olfactory receptor 8K3-like. NCBI's taxonomy places the organism in Eukaryota, Metazoa, Chordata, Mammalia, Carnivora, Felidae. Gene Ontology annotation, biological process: sensory perception of smell; G protein-coupled receptor signaling pathway. The record is from RefSeq and is a predicted model, not a curated record. The transcript has a single exon. The coding region runs from base 122 to 1078 and encodes 318 amino acids. Gene Ontology annotation, molecular function: G protein-coupled receptor activity; odorant binding; olfactory receptor activity. Gene Ontology annotation, cellular component: membrane.
AAGUUUGGAUGUAUUUUAUUUACAUGAGUUUUGCAUACUAAAAUUCACCCAGGUGAUAGUACAUGAAAUCUACUGACCAUGCUGAUAUCUCUAUCCAGAAUAGGUUUCCUGAUAAGUCUGCAUGGAAACACAUAAUCUAACAAUGAUCAAUGAAUUCAUUCUCAUGGGAAUCACAGACCAUCCUGAGCUGCAGGCUCCAUUAUUUGGGCUCUUCCUCAUCAUCUAUAUGAUCUCAGUGGUGGGCAACCUGGGCAUGAUCAUCCUCACCCAGAUGGACUCCAGGCUACAAACACCCAUGUACUUCUUCCUCAGACACCUGGCUCUCACCGAUCUGGGUUAUUCAACAACUGUAGGACCCAAAAUGCUAGUCAAUUUUGUUGUGGAUCAAAAUACAAUCUCCUAUUAUUUUUGUGCUAUACAGCUCACUUUCUUUCUUGUGUUCAUUGUUAGUGAACUUUUUAUUCUAACAGCAAUGUCCUACGACCGCUAUGUGGCCAUCUGUCACCCUCUGCACUAUCCAGUCAUCAUGUCACAAAGGGUGUGUCAGGUGCUGGUGGCCAUCCUCUAUCUCUACAGCACAUUUGUGUCUCUUAUAGUCACCAUAAAGAUUUUUAGUUCGUCCUUCUGUGGCUACAAUGUCAUUAGUCAUUUCUACUGUGACAGUCUCCCCUUGAUAUCUUUGCUUUGCCCAAAUACACAUGAAACUGAAAUGAUUAUUCUGAUUUUAGCCGGUUUUGAUUUGAUUUCAUCCCUUUUGAUAGUUAUUGUGUCUUACCUCCUGAUCCUUGUAGCCAUCGUCAGGAUGAACUCAGCUGAGGGUAGACAUAAGGCUUUUUCUACCUGCGGGUCCCACCUGACAGUGGCCACAGUGUUUUAUGGGACUCUGAUAUUUAUGUAUGUGCAACCUGAAUCCAGUCAUUCCUUUGACACUGAUAAAGUGGCAUCCAUAUUUUACACCCUUGUUAUCCCCAUGUUGAAUCCCUUGAUCUAUAGCUUGAGGAACAAGGAUGUAAAAUAUGCAGGACAAAGGAUGUGGAAAAAAAUAUGUAAUUUUUUUUUCUUAAAAUGCACUGUCUAA